Molecule: messenger RNA, 2197 nt
Organism: Halichondria panicea
Lineage: Eukaryota; Metazoa; Porifera; Demospongiae; Suberitida; Halichondriidae
Exons: 1
Coding region: 288-2060 (590 amino acids)
Source: RefSeq, a predicted model, not a curated record
GCUAGCUGGUGCGCGGACGAGUCGUCCGAUUGUUGUUUUGAGUAUAUAACCAGACUGCUGACACUUAAGCCGUGAAUUCACUACCAGACUUAUUAGUGUUACUACGGUGUAUGAAUAUUAUUCCCUUGUUGUAUGGUCAAAUGAGGACCCAUACGUUGCAUAUGUGAUGAUUUUGUUACUUAAGUUGGAAAUAAGUAGGUAAGGGUCGUCACUAGGCGUUAGCGUAAUCAAAAUAAUUAUACCUGGGCCUGACAAAAAGGGCUAGCCCCAACACCCUUGAUAUAAUUAUGUUAAUGUGUAUAGGAAUGGUGGCAAUGACUGAGGGCCUCUAUCCCUAUCGUAAUGAGUUGCGAGUGUUGGAAGGAAGGAGACCCAAAGAGGGUAGCAGAGAGCUACCACCAGAGUUUGCGAAAGUAACUACCCCCUUAGUGGUCAGGGAAUGGAGGACGAGUAUGAGUCAACACCCGGACAAGUGGUAUGCCACCUACAUUGAGAGCGGCCUGCGGGAAGGUUUUAGGAUUGGCUUCCGAUAUGAGGACUGUGUCUGCACCUCAGUAAAAGCUAACAUGCACUCAGCGGUGACGAAUAGUGAGGUUAUUGACAGUUAUCUGGGAAAGGAACUCUCAAUGGGUCGGGUGCUUGGCCCCCUUGACCCACGAGUGGGGGCACAGAUGCAGGUUAGUCGGUUCGGUGUUAUCCCAAAGAACCACCAACCGGGAAAGUGGAGACUAAUUUUAGAUCUGUCACAUCCUGCGGGUGCGAGUGUGAACGAUGGUAUUGAACGGGAACUGUGUUCUUUAAAGUAUACCUCGGUGGACGAAGCAGUUCAAAGGUUUAGUGAAUUGGGAAAGGGGGCGCUGCUUGCAAAAUUGGAUAUUGAGAGUGCAUACAGGCUGAUCCCAGUUCACCCCGACGAUCGUCUGUUGUUGGGUAUGUCGUGGAAAGGGAACCUCUAUGCCGACGCUUCCCUGCCGUUCGGUUUAAGAUCGGCUCCCAAGAUUUUUAACGCCGUAGCAGAUGCUUUAAUGUGGAUUAUGGGCCAGCAGGGGACCCGAGCCAUUCACUAUUUGGACGACUAUUUAUUGUUUGGUGCCCCCAACACCCCUGAAUGCCAGCUGGCGCUUGCUCGGACGCUAGCUACCUGUGAUCGCUUAGGGGUCCCGAUCGCCAAGCACAAAACGGAAGGCCCUGCAUGCCAGUUAACCUUCUUGGGCAUUGAACUUGACACCCAAGCGGGGGUGGUGAGACUACCACCGGAAAAACUGAUGCGUUUACAGAGAGAAAUCCGAGGUUGGUCCGAACGUAAGGCUGGUUCCAAGCGAGAGUUACUCUCUCUGAUUGGUCAGCUGCAACAUGCGUGUUGUGUGGUAAAACCGGGAAGAUCAUUUUUGAGGAGAAUGAUUUCAUUGUCCACGGUAGCCAAAGAACUGCACCAUCGGAUUCGGUUGAACGUGGGUUUCCGAUCGGACCUACAAUGGUGGGCUACCUUCUUACAAUCAUGGAACGGGGUCUCAGUUACAGGCCCACACCCAAGCCAAGCGUGGCAGGCAACCAUAACCUCGGACGCAUCAGGCAACUGGGGUUGUGGAUCCUUCUCUUCGGAGGGCCACUGGUUUCAGCUACAAUGGCCCUCUUCAUGGGCAACAGUUCAUAUAACUGUAAAAGAGCUUCUCCCAAUCAUAGUGAGCAUUGCGUUGUGGGGCAGAUCCUGGCACGGGUCUAGCGUACGUUGCAGAUGUGAUAAUGCGGCAGUGGUGGCCAUAAUUCGAUCAGGCACCUGCAAGGACGAUUUGGCUAUGCAUUUGUUGAGGUGUCUCUUUUUCUUCGUGGCCGCAUUUGACAUUAAACUGUGGAGUGUGCAUAUACCAGGGGUGUGCAACGGGGCAGCCGAUGCCCUUUCGAGAGAUAAUCAUACUUCCUUCCUGGCACAGGUCCCAUCGGCCAGGCGUCAAGCAGAUGUCAUCCCGCCAGAGAUGUUGGAGGUCCUGGUCACCAGACGCCCCGACUGGACGUCGCUAAGUUGGACAGAGCUUCUCAAAAGUAUUUCUCAAAAGGACUAGCUGAUUCCACACAGAGGACCUAUAGUUCGGGCCAGCGGCGCUAUCUGAGAUUCUGCAGAGAGAGUGGAGUCCAAGCAGUUCCUGCCUCGGAGCGCUCGUGUUGCCUCUUUGCGACCUACCUGGCCGAGGAAGGACUC